GCUAAUGCAUUGAAAUGUGUUAUGUCUUUUAAAGACAAAUCUAGGAAUACGUUUCUCUAUUUACCAAGAUGUAUGGUAUUAAGAUGGUAUAAUUAAGUACUGUGUAUAUUUUUAAGAUGGUAUAAUUAAGUACUGUGUAUAUUUUAUGGACAGUCUAAUAAUGUUACAACAAAAUAAGUUGUCUUGAUAAGUUUCUCUUAAAAUACAAUCUUGAUGUAACUUUAUUAUUGUCUUCAGAAUGCUCUUCUUUUCAAAUUUGUGCAUUAGAGUUUGUUAUAUUUUCGUAACUUUGGGCUUGAAAUUCUGUGGUGUGCCUUUAAAUAUUCAUGUACAUGCCAAAAUACUUAGAUUCUAAUCUUCAACUUAUGGGGAUUAUUGAAUACGGCCUCAGAUCCAUUGAUCAACAUAAAAAAAGUUCAAAAUAACCAAGUGUAAAAGUAAGAUGCAUUCUGGUGACAUGAUGGAAUGGUUUGUGUGGCAUUAACAUGUUGUGUGGUGUUGCAGGCGGUGGAGGGGGCGGUGGAGGUGGGGGUUGGGGCGGUGACAGGGAGCUACAGGAGACCCCAGACACGGUCUUUGUAUCCGGCCUCUCACAGGACAUUGUUGAGGAAGACCUCAUAGCACUCUUUGGCAGUAUUGGAAUCAUCAAGAUUGACAAGAAGACCAAUAAACCCAAGCUGUGGAUCUACAAGGACAAGAACACCGGGCUGCCGAAGGGUGAGGCCACCGUCACCUACGACGACCCUGAGACUGCAAAGGCUGCAAUCAACUGGUUCAAUGAUAAAGAUUUCCAAGGGAACAUAAUCAAGGUACAGAUUGCCCAGCGAAAGGUGAACACCCAGUUUAGUGGAGGUAGGGGCGGGGGUCGUGGAGCACCCAGGGGUGGCGGCGGUGGUGGCGGUGGACGUGGAGGUGGUGGUGGUGGUGAUAGAGGUGCAGCCAGACAGGGAGAUUGGAUGUGCCCCAACGAGACAUGCGGAAACAACAACUUUGGCUGGAGGAACGCCUGCAACCUCUGUAACACAUCCAAACCUGGUAGUGACGGCGGAGAUGAUAGUGGAGAUUUUGGUGGAGGUUACGGCGGUCGAGGAGGUAGAGGUGGGUUUGGAGGUCGAGGUGGCGGCGGACGUGGUGGAGGCGGUGGAUACGGUGGAGACAGAGAUAGGGGUGGCCGGGGUGGUCGUGGAGGUGGAGGUGGUGGCCGCGGUGGAGGCGGUUACGGUGGUGGUGGUGGUGGUGGCCGUGGUGGUGGCGGAUACGGUGGUGGCCGCGGUGGCGACAGGGGAGGUCGUGAUGAUAGACGAUCAAGGCCAUACUAGGCAUAAAUACAGUCAUAUUUCCACCCAUCACAGUCAACAUGGCUGCUCUACGAGCUCUCCACUCCUGCUCAAAGUGCCGACAUCAGACAGUUUUAAACAGAAACCACUGUGCUUUUACUUAAACAUAAACUUGGGUCAUGAUAGCCUAACAAUCACUUUUACAGCAAUGGACAUAUGUGUUAUUUUUAUUAAAACAUGAACAAUUUGUAAGCGAUAUAUUUGUCAUACAGAAAAGGUGUCAAGUCCUGAUUAAGGAUAGACUAAGUUAGCUUGUGUGUAGUAUUCAUUGGUUUUGCCAAUGGAAAUAUCUGUCUGAUAUUUUGUAGCAUUGUCUUUAAACAUCAUCCUUGUGUUUUGUCUCUCAUUUGUUUCCAUUUUAAAUCAUGUUUUCAUGUAACAUCCUCUUGUAUACAUUUUAGAUGUUGUAAAUAUUUGGCGAAUAAAUCUUGUCAAUUA
This is a messenger RNA of Mya arenaria, 1775 nucleotides long. Its product is annotated as RNA-binding protein cabeza-like. NCBI's taxonomy places the organism in Eukaryota, Metazoa, Mollusca, Bivalvia, Myida, Myidae. Bases 486 to 1319 code for a protein of 277 amino acids. Gene Ontology annotation, biological process: regulation of DNA-templated transcription. Gene Ontology annotation, molecular function: RNA binding; transcription coregulator activity. The transcript is spliced from 7 exons. Gene Ontology annotation, cellular component: nucleus. The record is from RefSeq and is a predicted model, not a curated record.